This is a messenger RNA of Prorocentrum cordatum, 3102 nucleotides long. The record is from the annotation of a GenBank genome assembly. NCBI's taxonomy places the organism in Eukaryota, Dinophyceae, Prorocentrales, Prorocentraceae.
CUCAAGGCCUGGUUGCCUAGUGGUCCUGUUCGCACCGCGCUUUUCAGGAACUUUUUGGCAACGGUGCGCUUCGGCCACAUGUGGGCGCUUCUCUCUUCCAGAGAGGACUACCCGACUAAUCAGCCCGACGUCCCGCAGUUGCCAACUUCGCUGGUGAGCCCCGUCGAAGCGGCCUGCGACUCCGACGACGCUUCCUCGGAAAACCCCAAGCGUUUGUCGGAGGCGACGCGCUUGGCUCAGGGUCCGUCCACCUGCGCGCCCGGGGCCCCAAGUGCGUCGCAGACAGUCUGGACGACUCCACCAAGUACGCCGCGUGUGCGCUCUGGGGUGCCUGCAGCGCCGCCGUCUCUGCAAUUCGGAGAGCACCGUGCAGAGCCCUUGCUUUCGGCCCUCGAGCGAAACUGCACGAAGCAAGUGCGCCUCGCCAUCGAGGCAGACCCCGAAGCAGCCAAGGAGCCGUUCUGGGACAGCCGCUUCGAAUGGCCGCUCUGCGCCGCGAUCCGGCUCAGGUGCAGCGUGGAGGUGGUCCGGCUGCUGAUCGAGAACGGCGCGGAGGUCGGCGUGGCGAGCGUCGGCGGGCAGUCUCCUCUCCAGCUGCUCAGCACGGGGACGGAGGAUCACUUCAUUGACUUGAGGGGAAUGCCGAACACUCCGCUGGGCGCCGCCGAGUGGAUCGAGAGUAUGCGCCAGUCCACCGCGCAGUUCGAGCUUGGCGUGGCCACAGCACUGCUGAAUGCGGGCGCAGAUCCAGCGGCGCACCACGGCGACCCUCGGAUGGGAAAUUGCUCGAGUCUGGAGCUUGCACGGCGCUCCGGGAAGUAUCAUUUAACAGAUCUGUACGAAGCCCAUUCCCGUUGCUGAUUGUCUUACCCAAGCCAGGCCAUCGCGGGAGCGUGGCGCCCUCGAGCUUGCCUCAAUGGGGCCCUGGAGGUGAUGUGCGGUAUCGACUGCCCAGGCCCAGGCCUUCGGACCCGACAUGGAACCGCUUGCCUACAGUUGCUGCAGCUUGUGCCAGGUUGGGUUGCUGGGCCAUGCAUGUCUUCCGCACCCGGCUGCAUGUUUUUGCAUUUCGCCUCUUGCUCGGGUGCCGAGUCGAUCGACGGAGGCGUCCCCUCCUCUCGCAUCAAUCACUUCUGCGCCGUGCAUGUCUUCUAAACCAUGCUCGGCCUCGAUGCCCUUCUGCGCCAUGCAUGUCUUCGCACCAGCUGUAUGUCUUUGUAAUUCCCCUCUUGGUCGGUUGUCGAGUCGAGCGGCGGACUCGUCCCCUCCUCGGGCAAUUACUUCUGCGCCGUGCAUGUCUUCCACACCAUGCUCGGCCUCGAUGCCCUUCUGCGCCAUGCAUGUCUUCGCACCAGCUGUAUCUGUAUGUCUUUGUAAUUCCCCUCUUGGUCGGUUGUCGAGUCGAGCGGCGGACUCGUCCCCUCCUCGGGCAAUUACUUCUGCGCCGUGCAUGUCUUCCACACCAUGCUCGGCCUCGAUGCCCUUCUGCGCCAUGCAUGUCUUCGCACCAGCUGUAUGUCUUUGUGUUUCGCUUCUUGGCCGGGUGUGAGUCGAGCGGCGGACUCGUCCCCUCCUCGGGCGAUCACUUCUGCGACAUGCAUGUGCUCGACAUUUACCUUGGCGACCGCCGUGCGGAGCGUACACCACUCCAGGCGGCUCUUAGGUCUGUGGAUUUUCCCAGAGUCAGGAUGAUCGCGGCUUGUAGUUUGUAGGGUGAGGAGACGGCAUUUGGAUUAUAUGUUGAUCAUGUUCUGCCAGAUACGUGGUCCCAUAUAUACCCGUCCUCGCUAUAGAUAUUGAUCUGUAUAUCUCUUCGCUCGAGGUAUUGCUCUGUACAUUAGUAGCUUGGCCAGUGCACGCGUGAGCGUACACGGCGCGUGUUGCUCUCGGUGCUUGCACAAUUUGCAUGUCGUAAUUGCUGGACUUCUUUCAUGUGCGAGUCGAAGUCGUCUCCAGUUGCUCGCUCAUUCUCCCUUCCCGAAUCCGUAGCAGAGUAAGUGCCUCUGCUGAUGUCUUCUUCCGUUGCCCGCUCUCUCAUCAUUCUCUGUUGUAGUCCGUUCUCUCAGGAGUCCCAAUGUUUGUUUCGCUUGAAGCAUCUGCUGCGUGCAGUGGUUGUGGUGUCGGCACCUUGUGGGAGGAUUGCAGGCAGGUGCGCCGGCCCCACUGAGUGGCUUCCGCGAGUGAGUUGCGACCACGGAUGUCCACUGCUUGGCCAGAGGGUAGUUAGACUGCGGUUCGCGAUGCGGACCCUGGUUGCUUCGUGCUUUGGAGUUCGCCCCAGACUGCAGAACUUCGAUUAUAAAGACGAUUAGGGGAACACGGCAUUCCCUCAUAAUUUAACGCAGUGGCAUGGACCUUCCCUUCUCAGCUUGAUGCCUUUCUCCCAUCAUGCUCUCACAUCUUCCCUCAUUUACACUUUUUAAUAACUACUCGCUCGGUGCCGUCCCGGGUCGCUAGAUUGCGGUAAGUGUAUUCUCGCAUUUUACGUCGCAUGGGCGAACAGAGUUUUCGGGUUGUUGGUUGAGGCCUCCAGACUAAGAGGAAUAACAGGUGGGGAGGAGGGCACUCUGAUUGCCGCAGCAGCGAUCGCACCAUUGAUCUCGCGCCUCGCGCAACGUUUUCGGAUCCGAUGUUGAUUCCUAGAUAGCGAAGCUUACGAGCCAGGGCCGCGAUCCCUCCCUCUCCCGCUCUACCCGCCCUGAUCCCGACUGACUGGGAUGGUCUCCUUUUGCGCUCCUCGAAUCGCUCGGGCGCUGAGCCAUCCAGCAUUCUCCCUGGCGCCCGCCUCGGGCUCAUCUCUCCCCCCUCCCCCUCCGUUCCCAUCUCCUCGCAGCCCUCGUCCAACUGUCCCACGAGCUCGGCCAGCAAGCAAUAGACCAAGCCUCGUCGCAUGAGCGGAGGCAUCCCGAGGUCGGCUCGGCAAAGGGGCACGGCCAGCUCGCACGGCCUUGCACACACCCCCGAGCCAUCAGAUUUUUCGCAUGGGGACCGCGGAGCGUCUGAGGCGAGCGACCCGAGCAUAUUGCAAAGGUCUGGAAAUGAAAAACCGCCCUGAUGGCACCCCAAGAGGGCUCCAAGAGGCGCCUUUAAGCAAGCUCCGAG